Messenger RNA from Rasamsonia emersonii CBS 393.64, 300 nucleotides. RefSeq lists its product as uncharacterized. The annotation marks the transcript as partial. The record is from RefSeq and is a predicted model, not a curated record. Lineage: Eukaryota; Fungi; Ascomycota; Eurotiomycetes; Eurotiales; Trichocomaceae. The transcript has a single exon.
GGUUGCGGUCCCAGUUUAUCUCCAUUCGCCUUUACAGCCUGCGACAGCGUCUGCCCGCGAUUCGGCCUGCAGCGGGUGGAUUGGUGGCAUGGGGCACGUCUCUGCUGCAGCCUCAGCGGCUUCUGCAGCUGUAUUCACUUCAGGGGGCGCUGCAGCCUCUUCGUAUUCCGGUCAGCCCUGUCUGAGGUCAGGUUUCGAAGCCAUGAAACGUCCGUCCGGCGCAUCGCAAAAUUGGGCACCGGAUGUGUUCCCAAGGUGAACUUGGCGGUAUGUCAAGGGCGCGGUGAGCACAAAAUUUGA